AUGGGAUAUCCGACCACGAUAUGCGUACCAUGCAGAUCAAAGGUAGAGAGUUUCUAUAAGUUUCGCGAACAGUGUAUUCAAAACGAUGAAUAUCUACGAUCGACCUUCCUUGAGCCAGAAGUUGUGAUUAAAACUGAACCAGAUUUUUUUCUUGGUACUCCCGGUGAUGAGGAAGAUGAUGAUGAUGAUGAUAUCAAUGAAGCUGAUAUUGAAGAAUGGGAUGAAUCGGAAUCAAACGACGUUUCCGAAGAAAUGCAAAUUGACACAAGUUCCAAUGGGAUGGAGUUCCCUGUGCAAACGUGUCUAUCAUCGAACAAUGGAAUUGAUUUCAGUCGUCAUGCAAGUUUAGUUCCUCUAUUUAAAUGUGAAUUUUGUUCGUCUGAGUUUUCCAUUCUGGAGCAUCUGGAGAAACACAUUACUAGUCAUAAAGAAGAGAAAAUAUUCAAAUGUUUUUAUUGCCCAAAAACAUUUCACUUUGCGAAAAAUUUAAACAUGCAUGUGGAAUACAUUCAUUCGAAGGUAAAAUUUUCCCAAAGAACGGCAAACAAAGCUUCGGAAAACUCACCUAACCAACGAGAUCGACAUGAAACCAGUCUACUGGCCAGUCCAAGUGGAGUCAAUAUCAAUAACAACAUCGUUAGCAGCCCAAAUGAAAAGCCAAUUGAUAUUCAUUCUCCAGUGAAUGUGAAUCGUGGUCCACCUGUUCGAGUCAGUCACGAGUGCCAUGUAUGCCACAAAUCUUUCAGUGAUCUCCGCCAACAUAUGCUGCUGCACGACGGCGAAAAGCCAUACAAAUGUGAUAUAUGUUCCAAAGCGUUUUUCAACGCAUCGACGCUCAAGACUCACUAUCGAGUGCAUAGCGAUGAGAAUCCGUUCCGCUGUACCACUUGCACCAAAGUCUUCGAUAAUGCUCGCAGCCUGGAACUUCACUAUCGUACGCACACUGGUAAGGCCCUGAUAUGUUUGAAACAAAACGAUAUGUAG
Armigeres subalbatus is the source of this 984-nucleotide messenger RNA. Its product is annotated as zinc finger protein 728-like. The transcript has a single exon. The record is from RefSeq and is a predicted model, not a curated record. Gene Ontology annotation, biological process: regulation of gene expression. NCBI's taxonomy places the organism in Eukaryota, Metazoa, Arthropoda, Insecta, Diptera, Culicidae. Gene Ontology annotation, cellular component: nucleus. The coding region runs from base 1 to 984 and encodes 327 amino acids. Gene Ontology annotation, molecular function: zinc ion binding.